AUGGAGGAGGCACCAGCGGAGGAGCGGAAGAGGCCGCGUGAGGGCGACGGGGUUACUUCCGCCGCGGCGGCGGCCGGGGACCCUCAGUACACGUACCUGUCUAUCGCCGACGCCCUCAAGGUUCCCGGCGUCCGGGUCUGCAUCUUCGCCGUCGUCUCCGAGAUCGGCACAGCCGUCCGCAGCCGUGGCACGGAUUUCACUCUUACGUUGAGGAUUGUGGAUCAAUCACGCAUGGCUGGAAUGUCUGCAACAUUUUUUGCUGACGACACUGCCCUAUUGCCCUGUGUUAAGUCAAGUGGAGAUGUGAUCAGUCUCCAUAACGUCGUGAUAACAAUGCAUGGGGAGUUCUUUGUUACAUUUAACAAAAAGUUUUCUUCAUUCGCGCUAUUUGAAAGCAAAGUAUUUGCUGAGUGCAGCCCAUACCAGUCUUCUAUGAAAUAUCGUGGCAGCAUAGAUGACAAAGAACUUUUAACCCAGCAGAGAACGUGGCUUGCAUAUAAUCCUCUAGGUCUCAAAGAUCUCGAAUUGCAGUUAAGGAGUUUAAAGUCUGAUUCUACUUUUGAUCUAGUAUGCAAGGUUGUUCAUGUCCAUGAAGAUAGCGGCAAAUGGAUUUUUUAUGUUUGGGAUGGAACUGAUACCCCUGCAGCUGAGUUUCAGGCAAUUUUGGAUGCUGAGGCAGUUCAGUCACCCCCUCUACUUGAAGGACCACCUCUACCCAGGGAGGUUUUGUGCACAAUGCCAUGUGUCGGAACUGUUCUGAGGAUUUAUUCAAACAGGUUUAUCAAGGAAGUAUUACACAUGCAAAAGGGUAUUUAUUGGGCCAGGUUCUGCAAUAUUACUUGCAAGCAAGAGUUUGGCAUUUGGAAAGGCAUUUUGCUGGCCACUAGUAGAGUUCGCCUUUUAUCUCAUGAAGAUGGUAGUGUCGUUGAUCGUCUGAAGAUGUAUGACAGCCGCAACGCCAACAAAGUUCACCGCCGGCCGAUGACAGGCAUCCCUUCUAAUGUUACUGAUCAUGAAUUUAGCUUCUGA
Messenger RNA from Miscanthus lutarioriparius, 1029 nucleotides. Lineage: Eukaryota; Viridiplantae; Streptophyta; Magnoliopsida; Poales; Poaceae. The record is from the annotation of a GenBank genome assembly.